Osmerus eperlanus (European smelt) is the source of this 1704-nucleotide messenger RNA. It is a transcript of the gene fank1, whose product is annotated as fibronectin type III and ankyrin repeat domains 1. Gene Ontology annotation, molecular function: protein binding. NCBI's taxonomy places the organism in Eukaryota, Metazoa, Chordata, Actinopteri, Osmeriformes, Osmeridae. The coding region runs from base 514 to 1506 and encodes 330 amino acids. Gene Ontology annotation, cellular component: nucleus. The transcript is spliced from 11 exons. Gene Ontology annotation, biological process: regulation of apoptotic process. The record is from RefSeq and is a predicted model, not a curated record.
GUGCUUGCCGCCGCUCUAACUUUGUUGCAAGAAGCAAUAGAGAGGGCACGAUCCAGUGGACCAUGAACACUGAAUGUGGUCAUGUGGUCACUAAUCCCAUCUAUGGUGAUACUAGUCCUCCAGAUCAGAUGAGACAGCAGGAGGAGGGACAUAACAUCAUGGAAUGGAGAACAAUGCCUAAUGAGAAUAUAUGGCUAAAUCAUCGUCUAUUUGCAAAAAAAUAAAAAUAUGAUAGAUUAUUAAACAGAAUCUGGAGAAUAUGCUGAAUCCUCUAUCCGAAAAUAGUUUUCCAACUUGGUACCAAAAGUCUAUAACAUUUCCCCAAGUGUGGUUCACUUGUUUCCAUAGAAACCAUCAACAGGCACACACUUUUUCAGUCUUGAGAUGAGAAAAUAACUAGCAAGCUAACUAGCUAGCAAGCUUGUUAAUAAUAGUAAACAUUUUUCAUUUGGAUUCUUGGACUGAAUAACGAUUUUGUUACAUAUUUCAAGGAAUUUUACGUAACCUAUUUCGAUGACAACUACAGUUAUUGGAAAAGUGAGCCAUCACAGCAUUGAGUUGUGCUGGGAGACAGAGGAGAAUGAACCGAGGAGUGGUCCACCUGAGAGAUGGACCAGCUUCUCUGUGGAAGAGAUGGACCUCAAAUCACACACAUACGGGACCAUCUACGUUGGGUACAGCAACCAACACACUGUGCAAGGCCUGGACCCCAGCACUGCUUACAGAUUCCGACUCAGGUUCACCAGGCCAACAGGAGAGUCCCUCUACAGCCCAUGUGUCUCUGUCUCGACCACGCGUGAGCCAGUGAGUGGGAUGAGCUUGCACCGUGCUGUCAACAUGAACGAUGAGGAGGAAAUGACCAGAGUGUUGCAGUCUGGGUCAGUCGUCGUAAAUGUCCAUGACAAACUAGGCUUCACUCCUCUCAUGGUGGCUGCGCAGAAAGGCUUUGCCAGAAUUGUCCACCAACUGGUGGAGCACGGUGCAGAUGUGAAUAUGAAGAACGGCAGUGGGAGAGACAGCCUGAUGCUGGCCUGUUUUUCUGGUCACCUGGACAUAGUGAAGUACCUGAGGAAGUUCGGAGCGUCGUGGAAGUCCCAGGAUAUGGGGGGAUGCACCCCCCUCCACUGGGCUGCAGACGGGGGACACCUGGCCGUCAUCGCCUACAUGAUCCAGGACAAAUGCGAGCUGGACAUCCGGGACGGCGUGUCCCAGUGGACUCCUCUGAUGAGGGUGUCGGCCGUGAGCGGGAACCCCUCGGUGGCCUCCCUCCUCAUCAGAGCCGGGGCGGACGUCAACGCCAGGGAUAAGGAUGGGAAGACGCCGCUCAUGGUUGCAGUGUUGAACAACCACGAGGAGCUGGUGCAGCUGCUGUUAGACAGCGGAGCAGAUCACGAUGUGAAGAAUGAGUUUGGGUCGGGGGCAGCUGAAAUGGCGAAGGCCUUUGGAAGAGAGAAUAUCAUCAAUCUACUGGAACGAAAGAAGAGUACAGACCAUGAAUUAGAGUAAGAAUGAAUAAGAAUUAAAUACAAAAAUACUUAUAAUAUGACUACUUUGAAAAGAUAACUUACAUUUUUAGCAAUUCAACUUGAAUUAAUAUUUGUCACACAUGAAAACGAUUGUUUGUAGUCACCUAUUCUAACUGACUGCUUAACUGUUGUUGCUCGAAUUUUAAGUAAAAGAAAGAAGUGUAAGAAAGUGUUUCCA